CCACGUCUGUGAUAUUAACUUAAACUCUUAAAGCUAUAACGUAUUUAAGGAAAUACUUCUAUCCUAAAAAACAGUACACAAAGUGGUUAUAUAUACUUCUAUAAUUUAUGUGCUAAGGUGUAGGUACAGAUCGUGAAAAAUGGAUGUCAUUCCAGGUCCCCCCUGGUUUUUUUGGUUUUUAGUGGCCUUGAUUUCUUCGUGUGCAUUCGGAGUCUUCCUCAAUAUAAUAAUUCGAGCGUGCCAGUACUGUUGCCGCGACAAGCUUAAGCCUCGUGUGAACCAGAAACCCAGUCAUUACGUGGCAAGCAGAACUUCAGACACGGAGAGUGGUUUUCGCCCGGGAUUUGACGCGCCCGUGCCACCGGCCAUCGAUGACAUUAUGCUUACCGAUUAACUACACAGUUGGGGAGGCGGCCACGACGUCGGUUGUGACACUGGAGCUGAUAGUGGCGGCCGUAGUCACACUGGAGGUGGUGCAAGUGGCGGUUGUGACACUGGAGCUGAUAGUGGCGACCGUAGUCACACUGAAGGUGGUGCUAGUGGCGGUUGUGACACUGGAGCUAGGGAUAGUGGCGGCGGUAGUCACACUGGCGGUGGUGCUAGUGGCGGCGGUUGUGACACUGGAGCUGGUGAUAGUGGCGGCGGUUGUGACACUGGAGCUGGUGAUAGUGGCGGCGUUUGUGACACUGGAGGUGGUGCUAGUGGCGGCGUUUGUGACACUGGAGGUGGUGCUAGUGGCGGUGGUUGUGAUAGUGGGGGAGGCGGUGGUUGUGACAGUGGGGGAGGUGGUGGUUGUGACAGUGGGGGAGGAGGAGGAGUUCCUCAUGGCAAUAAUUCGAGCGUGCCAAGUCUGCUGCAGCGACCAACCUAAGCCUCACGUGAACCAGACCCGUAGGGGCCGUUACGUGACCAACAGAACUUCAGACAUGGAGAAUGGUUGGAGCCCCGGUUUCGACGCGCCGCCAUCCUACGACGACGUCAUGUUCUCCGGUGAAGGUAACAGCUGGGGAGGCGGUGAUAGCGGCGGUUGUGACACUGGAGGUGGCCAUAGUGGCGGCGGUAGUCACACUGGAGGUGGUCAUAGUGGCGGAGGUUGUGACACUGGAGGUGGUCAUAGUGGCGGCGGUUAUUACACUGGAGAUGGUCAUAGUGGCGGCGGUUGUGACACUGGAGGUGGUGAUAGUGGCGGUGGUUGUGACAGUGGGGAAGGAGGUGGCGUUGAUUAG
Molecule: messenger RNA, 1226 nt
Organism: Cydia strobilella
Lineage: Eukaryota; Metazoa; Arthropoda; Insecta; Lepidoptera; Tortricidae
Exons: 3
Coding region: 372-1226 (284 amino acids)
Source: RefSeq, a predicted model, not a curated record